AUGGCUGGUGGCCAGCUGAACCAGGAGCGAAUGCGCGUGCAGACGCUGCGAUCGCGGCUGACGCACAUGGAGAAUCAGUACCACGCAACGCUCGACCGCAUCUCCGACUCAACCCUCAUCCCCGCGCACCGCACAUUCACCGAAUCAGACGGCGCAGACGACCCCGUCACCAUGUCCUGCCUGCCCUUCGGGGGCGGCGGCGGUGGCCGGCCGAAGCAGCUGCCGGCACCUGCCGCCUCGCGCGCUGUGCCCGCUGCGCCCAGCCCCAGCUUCCCUCACAGCGGCCCCUCCUCCCCGAGUGUAUCCUCCAGUGCUGGAGGGGUGACGGAGGGUGCCGGGAUGGCAGAUGUGGCAGUGUAUGGAGGGGUGGGCGAGCAGCGUGAGAUGGCAGUGCUGCCUGUGUCCACGGCAGUGUCCGUGGGGUGA
Molecule: messenger RNA, 426 nt
Organism: Coccomyxa subellipsoidea C-169
Lineage: Eukaryota; Viridiplantae; Chlorophyta; Trebouxiophyceae; Coccomyxaceae
Exons: 2
Coding region: 1-426 (141 amino acids)
Source: RefSeq, a predicted model, not a curated record